This is a messenger RNA of Fraxinus pennsylvanica, 1611 nucleotides long. The record is from the annotation of a GenBank genome assembly. Lineage: Eukaryota; Viridiplantae; Streptophyta; Magnoliopsida; Lamiales; Oleaceae.
AUGCGCUUUAGACAGGUACACAGAUGCUUGCGCUCACUGCAAUCCAGGACAUCAUCCCAUUCUCCAAUUACAACACUUCCACAUCACAGAACCCACAAUUCUCUCGAAGGGCCCAGUAGAAAUUCUCCGCCAAAACUUAAAAAGAACAAGUUCAAAGACUCCGACAUUGUGAAAUGCAACAUCGCCAUCACGAUCCAUAUGCGGAAUGGACAAUGUGACUCCGCUCUGCGUUUGUUCAAUUCCAUGCCCAGGAAAACUUCGGUCUCCUACAACACAAUGAUUUCUGGGUUCUUGUCGAAUCAAAUGUUUGAGCUCGCCAGUAAUAUGUUCGAUCAAAUGCCUGAGAAGGACUUGGUUUCUUGGAAUAUUAUAAUUAGUGGUCAUAUAAGGAACAAGAAUCUUGGGGCUGCUAGGCAUUUGUUUGAUCAAAUGCCGGAAAGGGAUGUUGUCUCAUGGAACACGAUAUUGUCGGGAUAUGCGCAGAACGGGUUCGUAGAUGAGGCUAGGAGGAUUUUCGAUGCGAUGCCUGAGAAGAAUGAGAUCUCAUGGAAUGGGAUCCUCGCGGCUUAUGUGCAAAAUGGGAUGAUAGAAGAGGCUAGGAGGUUGUUCGAGACUAAAGAGCAUUGGGCAGUGGUUUCAUGGAAUUGUUUAAUGGGUGCCUACUUGAAGAAGAGGAGGUUGGUCGAGGCAAAGCAGAUUUUUCAACAAAUGCCAGUCAGGGACGAGGUCUCAUGGAACACAAUGAUUACAUGUUAUGCGCAAAAUGGGAAGCUGGAUGAGGCAAGGAAAUUGUUUGAAGAGUCUCCAUUUCGCGAUGUGUUUACAUGGACAGCUAUGGUGUCUGGAUAUGUACAAAAUGGAAGGUUAGAUGAGGCAAGGGGAAUUUUCAAUGAGAUGCCAGAGAAGAAUAUUGUUUCGUGGAAUGCAAUGAUAGCAGGAUAUGUGCAAAAUAAGAAUAUGGAUGCAGCGAAGGAGUUGUUUGAAGCAAUGCCCUGGAGAAAUGUUAGUACUUGGAACACAAUGAUAACUGGGUAUGCUCAAAAUGGUGAAAUUGCACAUGCCAGAACUUUGUUUGACAGGAUACCUUGUCGGGAUUGCAUCUCUUGGGCAGCUAUGAUUUCUGGCUAUUCGCAAUGUGGUGACAGCGAGGAGGCAUUACAAAUGUUUGUGGAAAUGAAAAGAGAUGGGGAGAGGUUAAACCGAUCAGCAUUUACUAGUAUCUUGAGUACAUGUGCCGAUGUAGCUGCUUUUGAGUUAGGGAAGCAAAUACAUGGAUGUGCUUUUAAAGCAGGAUAUGAAUCUGGGUGCUACGUGGGAAAUGCUCUUCUUGCUAUGUAUUGUCGGUGUGGAAGCAUUGAUGAGGCACACGAAGUAUUUAAGGGUAUCCAGGACAAGGAUGUAGUCUCAUGGAACACAAUUAUUAUUGGCUAUGCAAGGCAUGGAUUUGGGAAAGAGGCUCUCACUCUUUUCGAAUCAAUGAAGAGAGCAUCUAUCCGGCCAGAUGAUGUUACCAUGGUUGGUGUUUUGUCUGCAUGUAGUCAUACUGGCUUGAUGCAGCAACUUGGGGAGCUCUUCUUGGUGCCAGCAGGAUUCAUGGCAAUACUGAGUUAG